AUUUCAUUUUUCACCUAAGCAAAGCCGUGCUUGAUCACUAUGAACCCACUCGACAACGCCACCCACGAGUAUUCCAAUGAUAUCCCAGUGAUCCUCCCUCACUCCAACAUCUACAAUAUCCAAGUCGGCUCUCGGCUUUUCAAAUUGAGUGGAGCAUCACUCUCAUCGGAUGGCCCAUCCUAUUUCACAAACUACUUCAUGCAACCAGAAAACACCGAUAAGACUCUCUUCCUCGACAGGUCUCCCGAAGUGUUCGAGAGAAUCUGUGUUCAUCUCCAAGGCUACUACGUGCUGGUGGACGAAGAUGACGACAGAAUUUCUGUGUUUUUGGCCCAAGAUGCUGCUUACUUUGGGCUAAACCGUCUUUCAGCUAUUCUUGGUAAAGAAUACCUUUUCAUACGUGUGGGGUCCACUCCGUUCAAAGUCCCCAAAUCUCUCAUUGCGGCACCAGGAAAUUAUCCCAAUUACUUGACCAUCAACAACCCACUUGAUCAGAGAAUCCUAAGUCUUGAAGUUGUUCAGAAACGACAAUUGCUCCGACCCCCGCCGGCCAAGUCAGCCGAGGCUCCUACACGGUCAGCCAGGCUCUUUGCUGAUAUAUUGGAGUUGCUUCGAGGGAACUUGGAGGUUAUCAGAGAUGAUACACACAGACGGGUACUUAUGCGAGAGUGUCGCUACUAUCGGUUUUUAGAACUUGAACAACGGAUCAUCAAGCACGCCGUCACACGGAACCCAUAUACACCUGAUAGUGAAGAAAUCAUCAUAAACGUGAAUGACGUGCUGCCCAAAUACAUUUCAAUACCGCAAGUGCCUGAGGGCAUGGAAGCAUACGUUCAAUACCAAAGACCAUACAUUGCCCGAGAGCCUCGUCGAAACUUGGUAUUCCAAGUGGACUAUGAAAGCGAUUCUUUGGGUGGACCACAGUCCCAAUUCCAUGACGUUAAGCUUUAUUUGAAUAAAACCCUCAAACUUGUAACCACCAAGUUCUCAGGUGCCAUUGGGCAUAAAGUAAAGAAACUAUUUCAGGACGUGGCUCACCCUGAGUCGUGGAUUUGUGACGUCACCCAAGGACCUUUCAACUUCAGUGUUUCAUUUAUCACCACCUUGCUUGAUUGCCAUUCAGUCAUAAAUGGAUUAGAAAUGAAAAAUACCUGGGUGUACGAUUUUUUGGGCGUUUCAGCCGAGGAAAUCGCCCAUACGUUUAAUUCGGCUAUUAUCUCUGAGGGUCGGAUCGUGUAUGCUGACGACAAGUCCAAGGAUGAAAGCAGUCCUGCCAGCAAAAAAAGGCGAUUGACAGAUGCUAUCCAGGGGGAUGUAUUUGAGUUUCGUCUUUUGAAGUCCCAAUGGAGUUUGACAUUCUUGAACGAGCAUCCCAAGUUGAUCUGUUCUAGAUUUGAAGGUGUUAGUGAUACAUUUUCUUUCAAUAAGCAAAAACUGUUUAUUUGACUUGCGCAACUGGCUGCAAAUUAAAGCGAUUGCAAAUUCCUCUAUAUCCAUUAGUAUAUAACCCGUACACAACCUUCCCAUACCUUAUAUUAGUUAAAUUCUAUAUCUAUAUGUAUGCCCGUCAAACCCUAUAACCCAGUCUUCCCUCCAUAUCAUACCGCCGUCAAACGAAAACCUUCUAGCAUCACUCUAG
Yamadazyma tenuis ATCC 10573 is the source of this 1639-nucleotide messenger RNA. RefSeq lists its product as uncharacterized. The record is from RefSeq and is a predicted model, not a curated record. Gene Ontology annotation, biological process: protein homooligomerization. NCBI's taxonomy places the organism in Eukaryota, Fungi, Ascomycota, Pichiomycetes, Serinales, Debaryomycetaceae.